UUUAUCUUGUGUUUUCAGCAAUCUUUAAAUGCUCCGUCCCAGUAAGCAAACUGACAGCAUAGGAGACAAACUCAACCGACAAGAUGAAUCAGCAAAGCCCUAAAAAUGGAAUUGCUACGCCUUCAUUUCUAGUUGUGAGUGAACGAGAGUGACAUUAGGGCUUUAUAUUUAUCACUAUUCAACCUACAGCUGGGAGUAAUUGAAAUUCAAAAAAUGGGAGAGGAGCAAGGGAAGAAGGUGCUGGAGGAUGGAUGGUUGGCUGCUCGAUCCACCGACGUUGAACUCACCGGAAUACAACUGACGACUACUCAUCCGCCUUCGUCUGAUGCUUCACCUUGGAUGCCUGCUGUCAUUCCUGGAACUGUUUUGGCAACCCUUUUAAAGAACAACCUCAUCCCAGAUCCUUUCUAUGGGAUAAAUAAUGAAGCAAUUAUGGACAUUGGUGAUUCAGGGAGAGAAUACUACACCUUUUGGUUUUUCACAACUUUUCAGUGUAAGCUGUCAAGUGGUCAACAUGUUGAUCUUAAUUUUGGUGGAAUCAAUUACUCUGCUGAAGUAUACUUGAAUGGACAUCAAACCAUUUUGCCAAAGGGAAUGUUUCGCAGACAUUCAGUUGAUGUGACUGAUAUUCUUCUUCCUGAAGGUCAAAAUAUGCUUGCAGUUCUUGUCCACCCACCUGAUCAUCCUGGUAAAAUUCCUCCUCAGGGAGGCCAAGGGGGUGAUCAUGAGAUUGGGAAAGAUGUUACUACACAAUAUGUUCAAGGCUGGGAUUGGAUGGCUCCCAUAAGGGAUAGGAACACUGGCAUUUGGGAUGAGGUAUCCAUCACUGUUACUGGGCCUGUAAAAAUAGUAGAUCCUCAUUUGGUUUCAUCAUUCUUUGAUGGCUACAAGAGGGUUUAUCUGCAUGCUACUGCAGAAUUAGUAAACAAAAGUGCCAUGUCAGCAAACUGUUCCUUGAAAAUUCUAGUGUCAACCGAACUCGAUGGAAAUACCAAUUUGGUUGAACAUCUUCAGACACAGAAUUUGUCAAUCCCUGCUCAAUCCAACAUCCAAUAUACAUUUCCUCAGAUGUUUUUGUACAAACCAAAUUUAUGGUGGCCAAAUGGCAUGGGAAAGCAAUCUCUUUACAAUGUUGAAAUUGGUGUUGAAGUUGAUGGUUAUGGAGAGUCUGAUUCAUGGAGUAAUCAUUUUGGGUUCCGAAAAAUUCAUAGUGAAAUCGAUACUGUCACUGGUGGAAGGCUGUUUAAGGUGAAUGGAGAGCCUAUAUUUAUUCGUGGUGGAAAUUGGAUUCUUUCUGAUGGUUUGCUGAGGCUUUCAAAGAAGCGUUAUGAAACAGACAUCAAGUUUCAUGCAGAUAUGAACUUUAACAUGUUAAGGUGUUGGGGUGGUGGAUUAGCUGAAAGAUCUGAUUUUUAUCACUAUUGUGAUAUUUAUGGUUUGCUGGUUUGGCAAGAGUUUUGGAUCACCGGAGACGUAGACGGGAGAGGGGACCCGGUUUCAAACCCUGACGGCCCACUAGACCACAACCUUUUCUUAUUAUGCGCACGCGACACCGUCAAGCUUCUAAGAAACCACCCCAGUCUAGCUCUCUGGGUCGGAGGAAACGAACAAACCCCACCCGAUGACAUCAACACCGCCUUAACAACCGACCUAAAACUCCACCCGUUUUAUCUCAAAUCCAAUUCCAAUUCCACUUCCACAACAUCAAAAGACGAAACUACCCUUACUUUGAUGGACCCGAGUCAAUAUCUAGAUGGAACUCGGGUUUACAUAAAAGGGUCGUUAUGGGAAGGGUUUGCAGAUAGUAACGGGGGUUGGACGGAUGGACCUUACGAGAUUCAAAACCCUGAGGAUUUUUUUAAAGAUGAGUUUUAUAACUACGGGUUUAACCCUGAGGUUGGGAAUGUGGGGAUGCCAGUUGCGGAUACUAUUAGGGCGACUAUGCCUGAGGAAGGAUGGGUGAUUCCAUUGUUUAAUGAGUUGGAGAGUGGUUAUGUUGAGGAAGUGGCAAAUCCUAUUUGGGUGUAUCAUAAAUACAUUCCUUACUCCAAACCAGGAAAAGUACAUGAUCAGAUAUUGAUGUAUGGGAAACCCAAGGAUCUUGAUGAUUUUUGUCUCAAGGCUCAAUUGGUGAACUAUGUUCAAUACAGAGCAUUAUUAGAAGGAUGGACAUCGCGUAUGUGGAGUAAAUACACAGGUGUUUUGAUAUGGAAAACUCAAAAUCCAUGGACAGGUCUUCGAGGUCAGUUUUAUGAUCAUCUUCAUGACCAAACAGCCGGAUUUUAUGGCUGUCGUCAUGCUGCAGAGCCAAUACAUGUCCAAUUAAACCUUGCAACUUAUUUCAUAGAGGUGGUGAACACUACAUCUGAGGAACUUGCUGACGUGGCAAUCGAGGUAUCCGUGUGGGACCUCGAAGGAACAUGUCCUUACUACAAAGUAUCCGAAACCCUUUCAAUCCCUUCGAAAAAAACCGUAUCUCUAUUUGAAAUGAAAUACCCAAACUCCAAAAACCCUAAACCCGUCUACUUUCUUCUCCUCAAACUCUACAACACAUCAAAUUCCCAUAUAAUCUCACGUAACUUCUACUGGCUACACCAACCCAACACUGGUGAUUACAAACUCUUGGAACCAUACAAAAAGACAAAAAUACCCCUCAAGUUGACUUCUGACAUUUCCAUUAGCGGGUCGACCUAUAACGUCCGCGUAAAAGUAAAGAACAAAUCAAAGAAACCCGAACCCGUAACUUUACUCGACAAAAACAAAUUCAUGGAAACAAAUUUGGAUUGUGAUUUUGAUGAGGUGGAUAAGAAUAAGAAUAAGAAUAAGAAAAAGGAAAUUGGUUUGUUUAAGAAGGUUUAUGGUUUAUUGAAAGAAGAUGAUGAUGGUGUUAGAGUGUCGGAAGUAAAUGGUUCGGGGGUUGGAGUGGCUUUUUUUCUUAAUUUUUCGGUUCGGGGUUCGGGGAAGGGUUUUGAGAAAAAGGGUGAUAAGAGGAUUUUACCGGUUCAUUAUUCGGAUAAUUAUUUUUCGUUGGUUCCUGGUGAGGAGAUGACGGUUAAUAUUUCUUUUGAAGUUCCGGAAGGUGUGACGCCACGUGUUUCGCUUCGUGGGUGGAAUUACGAUGGUGGACAUACUGUUCGUUAAAAUGGGGAAUAAAUUCAAGGAU
Messenger RNA from Lactuca virosa, 3163 nucleotides. The record is from the annotation of a GenBank genome assembly. NCBI's taxonomy places the organism in Eukaryota, Viridiplantae, Streptophyta, Magnoliopsida, Asterales, Asteraceae.